This is a messenger RNA of Rhagoletis pomonella (apple maggot), 857 nucleotides long. RefSeq lists its product as uncharacterized. Gene Ontology annotation, biological process: regulation of transcription by RNA polymerase II. Gene Ontology annotation, cellular component: nucleus; transcription regulator complex. The transcript has 3 exons. NCBI's taxonomy places the organism in Eukaryota, Metazoa, Arthropoda, Insecta, Diptera, Tephritidae. The record is from RefSeq and is a predicted model, not a curated record. Bases 292 to 801 code for a protein of 169 amino acids.
UGUUGGCGCAUGAGAAGUCAACAUUGCAGUCAGUUUGUUACUACUAUUAACUGCAGCAGUAGCACUCGACGUCGGCCCGACGUUAGCUGUAUUAGCGAGGGCAUCUCUAUAGGUACUAGCAGAGAGCGGCGUAGUGCCAGCAAGUGAUAGCUGAAACACAAUGCCGGCGAACGGCGAACUCACCACAACGAAAUUUGCGCUGUCAAAAUUAGAACACCCACAAGCACAUGAAAUUGAACACAGCCAAAGCGAAAUGCGAAGUUCGCCGGGCGCCGUUUCGCCGAGAUAAAGAUGGAAAUCUGGGAAGCAGUUGCUCAGUCUGUAAAUAUGAGUGCGGACGCUUGUCGGAAACGUUGGAAAGGACUCCGAGACACUUACAAAAAACGAAAGCGCUCGGAACUGCUGGCCUCAGGUAGUGGCGCUCCGAAUCCUAGCAAAAAAUGGAAAUACAUGGAAUUGCUGAGUUUUUUGGAUGAUUACGCUGAUUCAAGACCAACUGUUGGAAAUAUUGAACCAGAGAUCUUAUUUGAAGAUUUGGCGGAUUGUUCCACUUCUACAAUCGUUGAUGCAGAUGCGAGUGUGCCCUCUUUGAACCAGAGGAAAGAAACAAAAAAGAAGGCGGACGCCGAGGUAACCUCUGUGUUCAAAGAUGUAAUGCAAGAAUGUUCAGACGCUAUUAAAGAGUUGACAUCUGUUACAAAUCCUCCAGAAAAAGUGCGAAAUACGACCUCGCUUUUAUUUGAAAGCUUGGCGAAUAGGAUUUCCAAAGCUAGUUGCCCCAAGGAGAUGUGUGUAACAUAGAAUGUAAAGUUGCAGCUGUAGUGUAUGAUGAAUUAAAAAAGGCAGGUCUCCAAUAA